CGCGCGCGGCCCAAGAUGGCGGCCGGUGGCGCGGCGCGGGGCCGGAGGCCCUCAGACACCCGCGGCCCCGCUCGCCCGGCCCGGCCACGGCCACGGCCACGGCAGCGGGCCCGGCGCUCCGCGAAGGCGGCCCCGGCAGCCGACCCUGCACAGCCCGCGGGGGAAGCAGCCGACACGGCGAGCCCGUGUUCAUCGCAUGAAGCUGUUGAAGGACAGCACGCAAAGAGGAUGAAAUGUGAAGAAAGCAGUCUAAAAUCAGAGCUAGAAGGACUCACAUAUGAAAGCGGAAACCUUGCUGCACUGGGGGAAACACCUAAAACAUUUGAUGGGGAUGUAGGUUCAGAAGAUCCAGGAGACAGCAGUAUUAUCCAACAGGAAAAAGAUGAAAGCAUUCCAGAGACUGAUGAAGGGAAGCAGGAAAAGGAGCAUGGUGUUUCUCUGGAGCCACACUCAGUAAAAUCCAGCGGUACUCCAUUAAAAAUGGGGGGGUUUCUGCACCACCAUCACGUGUUCAGCGAAGAGGAGAGCAGCUGUGGCAGCUUUGACGGGGCCACCUCGGAGGAUGCGGAUCGCCCGCGGAGGACGAUGCUCCUGGAGCACAGCAGCGGCCUCUCGGAUGAGGACAGCAACCAGCCCAUGCCAGUGCACCGGUUCUUUGGAGAUGUUGAGCUGGAUCUCCCAGCAGUUGUGCUCCCAAGCAUGACCAGGAGCAGGCGAGAAGCCAGGAAGCUCCAUUUCAUCGCAAAGGAAGAUGAUGAUGAUGAUGAGGAGGAGGAGGAGGAUGUUGUCUAAGAGCAAACUGUAAACAAAUUAAAUGCUUCUUCUUUUUCUUUGUGACCACAUGGCAAUGGCUGUGUCAGUAACAUGAGGUGUCUGUUUCCCUUUCCUCAGGGAGAGAACUGGGACAGUUUGUUUUGCUGGAAUUGGCAGAUACAGUAUUCCAGUGGUUAUCUGGGGCAAAGACCGAAUUUUCAGUGAUUUGGAAAUAAAAUAUAAUUUAGCACUUUACCACUGAUAUUUAGGAAAAAAACCCAGGGAAAAUAGAAGUUCUUAUAGCCUUUUUGUAAAUUUGAGCCUCGUAUCUUGAGGAAAUAUUUGUUUUCACUCCUUUUUUUUCAAAACAGUCUAGAAAAGGAUGCUGGAACGAGGUUCUUUUUCUUUUAAUUCUGUGAUGUCCAUGGCAUCCAGGUAACAAAGGAGCAAAUUGACUCCCUGGUACAAAGAAGGUCAAGGGUCUCCCUUGUGUGGGUUGUUUACACCUAACUGAGGACCAGUUAAACCUCUAAAAUGCAGUUCUGCUGGCAAAAUGAAAUGCAGCAUGUCAGAGUGGGUUCAGUGUGCUCAUCUCUGGGAGUUCAGCACGUUUUCAUUGCACAGCAGCUCCCCAAACACCCACACCCUGGUGCUGCCUCCUCCCUCCACAUGCUGCUCUAAGCGUUGUCCUUCAUCGAUUUUCAACUGAUUUCCAGCAGGGAUUUUGGAAACAAAUGCUUUGGUGGUGAUAAACAAGCAAUAUUGGAUUUGAUGGACAGAGGAAGAUUGCUAAGGCUGUGGGGCAGCCCCCUCUGCAUGUUUAAAAAACAAAGGAGCAACCUCAGCUGAUUCCAGGAACUCUUAAUUCACCCAGUGUUUGUGGGAAUAUUUCUUUGAAACUGUGAUUAUGCAAUAAGCUUCCAGAUAUUUAUUGUUAUAGCUCCUUCUAUGUUUCUAAAAAUAAAGAGAAAAUGCUAUCAGCA
This is a messenger RNA of Corvus hawaiiensis (hawaiian crow), 1736 nucleotides long. RefSeq names its product chromosome 22 C1orf174 homolog (gene C22H1orf174). NCBI's taxonomy places the organism in Eukaryota, Metazoa, Chordata, Aves, Passeriformes, Corvidae. The record is from RefSeq and is a predicted model, not a curated record. The coding region runs from base 16 to 792 and encodes 258 amino acids. The transcript has 3 exons.